AUGGCCCUGAAACCUCGUGAUUAUGUUCUAGCAGGCUUUGGCGGAUUCAUCGCUUGGGGGCUUGCUAUCCAGUGGCUUCCUAUUCUUCGGUACCUGGGAUAUGCCUUGGUUCUAGGGGCUUUUCUUUCGUUGGCCGCGAUCUUGGGUCUCGUACUUCUCACGACACGAAACUUACCCUUUUCCAAGUUCACCCGUCGCAAGACUCUUCCUGUCGCAUUCAUCGCACGCCAACACUGGAAGAAUGAGGUCCAAGGAUAUCAGAAGCGCGCCGAGUAUCAUGUGGAGUCGCUCUACCCACAUUCUUUUAUUGUCUCCGAAGGCAUAGACGAAAUUCUCUCAUUUAUCACCCGCGAUUUCAUCGCGUCGUGGCACGGCAGUAUCAGCGCAAGCCCCGCUUUUCCCAAUGAGGUGGAUAAGGUGAUACGGACAGCAAUUGGGAAUAUACGAGAUAGACUACUAGCGGAGGAUAUUGUGUCCCUGGUCGUCUCCCGCAUUUUUCCCAUUCUGACCACGCACCUCAAGGAGUUUGACAUCGCGGAGCGAUCUGUGAGGGGAAGAAACUUGACCCGCAACGUCACCGAAUCCGAAGAGUUGGAUCUUGCUAUCUCAAACAAAUAUCGUGAUGGCCACUUACAUCCAGCCGCAGUUCUUUCUCUUUCCGACCAGAAGGUAGUGGAGCAGGAGUACUUGCGCAAGAUAACCGUUGGGUUACUGCCUCAAUUGUUCCCUGCGAACGUCCUUAAUAGUCGCAUUGUCUCGGUACUCAUUAGGGAAAUCAUUUCGUGCGCUGUGCUUUUCCCUCUAGUCUCAGUAAUCUCAGACCCGGACACUUGGAAUCAGUUAAUGGAGGCCUAUGGUCGAAGCACUCUUCAGGAUCGCAAAACGGUACGAAAGCUUCGGGCUGCCCUAGAUGAACAUGCUUCUCCUGUCCCCAAGUCGAAGCGCGGCCACCCCUUCCCACGCCUUUCACCUAACGAUUCCGAGCGAGCUUUUGAGCGGUUUGUUCGAACUAUUCGACGUUGCAAUAAUCUAUCCGAUGCUCGACGAUACAGGGCUCUUCUCGCUAGCCAGUUGAAACGAGAGUCAAUGGUGGAAGGGCAGGACCCGGUUUACCUCAGACGACUCGAAACAGGCAAGAGGGUUCUGGAUCAAAAGGUGGCCAAGCUUUCAGCUCCUAAUAACGAAACGUCUCAUGUUGCAGCCGCCGCUUCGCACUUUCGCCGUAAGAGCUCAUCAGUGACUCAGGAAGCGUCUCUGAUUGAGGUGAUGCAUGAUGCUUCGGGUCUCUCGUAUUUUAUGGAAUUCAUGGACCGUCAGCAUCUCAUGUCACUCGUGCAAUUUUGGAUUGUGGUCGAUGGGUUUCGUAAUCCGCUUGAGGACGACUUUGGGGAUGAGUCCUCCCCCAGCUCUAGGACUUGGACUACAGCGGACAGAAAUGAUAUGGCCUUGAUUAGCGCAACCUACCUCACGAAACCCGAACUGAAGGUCACGGAAGAAUCCCGUCAAGCAGUAAAGACCUUUCUAAGUGCCGGGAAACGUGCCACUUCCGAACAGUACCGCAGAGCCCGUACUGUGAUAUUGAGCACGCAGUCUGCAGUAUUGGAGGAGCUACAAGAAGUUCACUACCCCAAGUUCAAACAAUCAGAUCUGUACUGGAAAUAUCUUGCGUCUGAUGACGUCUCGCAUAGUAACGCCGUCAUUCCGUCGCCUUCGUCUCAGCAAAGCUCUAUGGGCGCCCCUGAGGUUCCAGAGAGACGCCCGCUCCCUCCGUUGAUGAAUCGAACAGCGUCUCAACCAGGCCCCAAACCAAGAAAGAAUCUACGAAGAGCUGCUAUCUCAUCUAGUGAUAUUUCGGGUUUGGGGAAACUUUUUGACGGCGAAGAGUCAACUAGGCGUUCAAUGGACUCCGAGCGUUCAGCGCCGCUAUUUGAUGAUGAUUAUGAUACAGAUCCACUUGCCACGUCUACCCAAAGUCUUGGACGAGAUAAUCCGAGUGGAGAGUCCGAGAGCAAUGAGAAGAGAGUGAUUGAAAACAUGGAGGCGGCUCUGAAUGAUAUUAUUACAAACGCCCCUCAGAAUGGGAGAAUCGAGGACCUGUCUGCUAGUGAUAUGAAUCAAGGGUCACCGAGAAGCUCACUCGAAUCUUCUCGCGUAGAAGCCAGGGGAGGUGAUAGAUUGAAACCCAGCAUCGCUUCCCUGGGGCUUGUGGACGGGUCCUCACGCCGCGGAGUGUUCGAUGACGAUCUUUUUCCGGAGCAGCAAAAAUACCUUGAAGAUGAAUACGAAGAGCCAGAAGGUACAGAUGGCAAGGACUCUGCGGACGAGAUUCAUGAAGCGGCGCCGGGAGAUCUUGGCUUGACGGAAGCAAUUCAGGUGCUCACGACAGACAUUGAGAAGCUCGGGUCUCAAGAAGCAGUGGUCGACACGUUGACUCGAAAGGCGGAACUUACUAACAAUACAGCAGAGCUAAGAAUCCUACGAAAGUCAAAAAUCAGCAUUCAACGAGAACUCCACCGCAAAGAAAUGCAACGUCAGCAGUAUAUGAUCCAGGAAAGCGACAACAGCCUAUAUGGCCGGUCGACCGUCCGAAUCAAGUCCAUUGUAGUGGGCAAGGAGGAGGACGGUCGAGAGUUUGCGAUGUAUGUUAUCGAAGUACAAAGGGACGCUGGGGAGCAGAUGCCAGCAGCAUCUUGGGCAGUCGCGCGUCGAUACAGUGAGUUCCAUGAGCUUCACCAUCAGUUACGCAUGCGGUACCCGUCUGUUCGUAAUUUAGAGUUUCCCCGGCGGCGGAUGGUCAUGAAACUUCAAAAGGAGUUCUUGCAGAAGCGACGUCUGGCUUUAGAGGCGUAUCUUCAGCAAUUGUUGCUUCUUCCUGAAGUAUGCAGAAGUCGUGACUUGCGCGCGUUUCUUUCUCAGCGGGCAAUCAUUCCACGCAACGAGGCCCCGCGGGAUGGAGAGACAAAGGAUCUCGUGACUCGUAUUUACAACUCUGUUGCCGACGGCAUGGAUGAUUUUUUGGGAAAUUUUGGCGUACUAGACCAACUUUCAAUCGCCGGGCAGAAUCUCAUCUCCGCAGCCACCAACCAACAACAACCCAACAGUGUAAUACCAACUGAUUCCGGGCUCGCGACCGAAGAUGCCGUCACGACCGCCGAAGCUGAAGCCGAACUAAACGCUUUUGAGGACCGCGAACUCGAACCCUUCAUCAAGCCCAUCUGCGAUCUCUUCUUGGAAACCUUUGAGCUCAACAAGGGCAACAAUUGGCUCCGCGGCCGUGCAGUGGUCGUUGUCCUCCACCAGCUCCUCGGCGGCACGAUCGAGCGUAAAGUCCGUGAGGGCGCCCGUUCCUUGGUUCAAGAUGAACAUCUCCUCCGCUGUCUGACGACGGCAAAGGACACGCUCUGGCCCGGCGGCGUUUUCCGGGAAAGCAAAGUGCGCACGAUUUCAGAACGUCUCAAGAGCCGAACAGAGGCUAGCCUAGUUCUUGCUACGCUUGUUCCAGAGCUUGUGGGCAAUGUAGUCGGACGCGCAAAUGCCCAGGCUGCAGCGAGGAGGGUCUUUGCGACACUGAACAAUCAACGGUUGAACGCACAUUUGAUCUUCACACUCCUGGACGAAGUUGUCUUGGUCCUGUUUGGUGGUGAAAAGACUCCAGCACGAAUUCGACUGUGA
Aspergillus mulundensis is the source of this 3672-nucleotide messenger RNA. RefSeq names its product putative intermediate filament protein (Mdm1) (gene rgsC). Lineage: Eukaryota; Fungi; Ascomycota; Eurotiomycetes; Eurotiales; Aspergillaceae. The record is from RefSeq and is a predicted model, not a curated record. Gene Ontology annotation, cellular component: intracellular membrane-bounded organelle. The transcript is spliced from 2 exons. Bases 1 to 3672 code for a protein of 1223 amino acids. Gene Ontology annotation, molecular function: phosphatidylinositol binding.